Molecule: messenger RNA, 1905 nt
Organism: Suillus subalutaceus
Lineage: Eukaryota; Fungi; Basidiomycota; Agaricomycetes; Boletales; Suillaceae
Exons: 11
Coding region: 1-1905 (634 amino acids)
Source: RefSeq, a predicted model, not a curated record
AUGCCUUGUUCGCCUAUAUCACCAACUGUAGGCAUAACCACAGAAGCACUUGAAUUAUAUCAUGUAGUGCAUCUCAGGAGUCCUCACUUGUCCAUCCAGGCCUUUGUGAAAACUGUGUGCAAUUUGCGAGGGGUGGAAUUUCAUAGACAUCUAUCCCGUCAGUUUUCUAUUGCAUUCGACUUAUUCCUUCAAAUUCGACACUCCAUUGCAGCCCUCAUAGCCAAAUCGCUUCAAUGCAACACACCCGACUGGCGCUGUGUUAGGCGCCUUAAACAUGCAUGUCCUGCAUGUACAUAUGAACUCAAGGAUGAAGAGGAACUGACUUUCAGGCUGCUAUAUGCCAUGGAUGGGAACGAUUCCUUAAAACAAGUCCUCCGGAGAUCUCUGGGUCACGAUGCUGAUGACUGUGUCGCUCCCUCAUCUGAAGUGCCUACAGGCCAACAAUUGACAAGUGAUUGUUACCUACCUCGCGCAUUUGUAGAUCAGUAUUCUCAGGACUUGGCACAAACUGCUACUGCAGGUGAUGAGGAGGAUGCAGCCGCCGAAAACACUUGCGCUGGACGGUGGAAAAACAUGGAUGACACCAAGACGAAGAAGGCUUGGGGGAUAUAUGACGAAACAGGUGUAUUCAUGGCUGUCUGCCGUUACAGGUUUUCUCUACUUAUUGCAGACAUGGUACAAAGUGGUGAGCUCGCAAAGUACCCGUUGGCUGUUGUGUCGAAGUUGAUGGACGUAUUUGGGACAAAUUUGGGUGGUGGGUAUGAUAUUGGUUGUCAGUUCAAAACAACACUCGACCAGAGCUCCCUUGGACCACUUGCACGCUCGCUUCAACACACCUGCCUGGUCAGUGCCUUCUAUGGACAUGCCCACAGGUGCUUGUGCCAGUUGUUUUCGCUUACAACGUACAUCAAGGGUCUAGGCCUUGAGGAUCUCGAAACAUGUGAAAGGACAUUCUCAAAAUCAAAUUCUCUGGCAUCCACACUAUGCUAUGCAAGCGUGUUCCAUUGGCAACAAGCCAUCGACUCCUAUUUCAAGCACACUGAUGACUUCGAGAUCUAUGCUCAUCUUUCACUGGACAUCUUGAAUGAUGGUAACGCAACUCUACCAAGGCUCAUGCAAGAUCUAGGACUCACGGAUGAGAGUAUUUUUGAGCGUUGGAUAGAAGAGGAAAAGCCUGAAAACAAAACUCUGCAGAUGGAGUACUGGCAAAGGCUGGUAAAUUUAACUGCAAAGGCUCUCAAAGCUGCAAUGGCAGCCUUCCAGAUGCAACAUACACGCAAGGCCGAAACCACACGGUGUCAUGCUGUCAAGGACCACGAGAGGAAUUCGAAACUCAUUCAAGCACUCAAGUGUAAACUCAAGAUCAUGAUGUGCUGGACUCCUGCAGAUGCAGAUUGGCAGAGGGUAGGGAGGCUCGUUGCUCACAGGAAGUACCAGCGUGCACUGGAUCGACUCGAAAGUUUGGUUGUAGCACGCAUAUUUGAACUAUCAAAGAUGAACCGGGCAGGUACAGGCUACAAACUACGUAAACACAUCGCCAAGGCAUUACAGACAUGCUCUGUUGCCAUCAAAACUGCCCUCAACACAUACAAUACCAUUGCAGAAGCAAUGCACCCUCCCCACCAAACACUGAAGUGGGAAGAGGUCAUGGAGUAUGCGUUUCUCGCCGACUUUGACCUCCUAUGCGACACACGUGCGGACAUCUCUGAACGGCCUUGGUCAUCGGCUGCUACUCGCAGUGCAAUGGACCUUGAACUUCAAGAUCGCUUGAAUGUGGAGGUAUGGCGUCUAGUGACUUACAUCCGAGAUGAAGACAAGUAUUUGCGGACGUACGAGGAUCAGUUGAAGGUCACCAGUCCAGCCAUUGCCCAUCAAAUUGCCAUACAUCAAAAUGCUCGAGGAUGA